This is a messenger RNA of Sphaerodactylus townsendi, 1050 nucleotides long. It is a transcript of the gene CSNK1G1, whose product is annotated as casein kinase 1 gamma 1. Gene Ontology annotation, biological process: positive regulation of canonical Wnt signaling pathway; signal transduction; peptidyl-serine phosphorylation. NCBI's taxonomy places the organism in Eukaryota, Metazoa, Chordata, Lepidosauria, Squamata, Sphaerodactylidae. Gene Ontology annotation, cellular component: nucleus; cytoplasm; plasma membrane. The record is from RefSeq and is a predicted model, not a curated record. Gene Ontology annotation, molecular function: ATP binding; protein serine/threonine kinase activity. The transcript has 6 exons. The coding region runs from base 535 to 1050 and encodes 171 amino acids.
AGCUUGCUCCCUCACCAACAUGACAUCCCUUCAAACUUCUAAACAUGGCUGCUAUGUUGCCUCUUAACCUUCUCUUCACCAAACUAAUUUAGUUUGUAAGCUAGUGACUGGGUUCGUUAUUCCUUUCUUCGUAGUCUCCGGAGGCUGACUUCUGCCCUGCUUUUUCCCAGGGGCUGCUCCUUUGAAACAGGCCGAAAGAUUCAGCUGGUGCAAAAAUGCUACCUGGUGCUGACUAUCCCCCACUUUAUCCAAGGAGCCUGAAGCAGCAUGCACAAUCUGCCCCCUUCCCCAGCCUGUCUUCACAACAACUCUGUGAGGUCGUAUAAGAUUUUUCUCCCCCCCCCCCCACCCCCUUCUACCUCUUGGAGGAUUCCGGAGCCGCCCGUCGACUGCCCUGCGGAUACGAUGCCAAAAGAUCUCCAAACGAUUCUAUAGUUUGACCCGAUGUUCUUAGGGAUUAUAUAUUUCUUUCUUCAAGAGUAAAGUGCACAGUCGAAAUCUCGGCCGCUGACAGAUAACUUUUAUUUUAAGAUCAUGGACCAUUUUCCUAGGGAGAAAGAUGAAAGGCAACGAACGGGGAAGGGAAACCCGGGGAGAAAUUCCCAUGGCUCCCGAGCGUCAAGUUCCACGUCGGCCUCCGGUGUCCUUAUGGUCGGUCCCAAUUUCAGAGUGGGCAAGAAGAUAGGCUGCGGCAAUUUCGGAGAGCUCAGGUUAGGCAAAAAUCUUUACACAAAUGAAUACGUAGCAAUCAAACUGGAGCCGCUAAAAUCACGUGCCCCGCAGCUCCAUUUAGAGUAUAGAUUUUAUAAACACAUUGGCUGUUCAGCAGAAGGCUUCCCCCAGGUGUACUAUUAUGGGCCAUGUGGAAAGUACAAUGCCAUGGUACUUGAGCUCCUUGGACCAAGUUUGGAGGACUUAUUUGACCUCUGCGAUAGAACGUUUACUCUGAAGACCGUUUUAAUGAUAGCCAUCCAGCUGAGUCCCCCACAAAGGCUUGUGGGUCCCGCAACCCCAGGAAGCAACUUUUCCCAUGUUGGAAGGGACUGCUAA